UGAUACUUUUUACCUUUCAUGCUGUUUUACAAGUAUCGCCUCCCUCAAAUAACAUUAGAGGUCAAACAUCAAACCAUAGUUUUCAACCUCACGAAGAGUCCUUCAAUGACAGUAGUGCGAACCCAUUUGUCUGUCCCAAUUUCCCUCCAACUGAAAUGGAUGAAGAAAGCAUCCGACGGGGAGUUGAUGUACAAUUGGCCAAUGAUACAUUUCAAGAUCAGAGAUGUUCUAAUGAGACGGAACAGCCAGUUCCAGAUAACAACCUGCAUUCAGUGAAUGAAACAGCCAAGGAAAGCUACUUGGCGAGCAUGUCAAGGCAAGAACCUAGGCAGCAUGUUUCCCAUUCAAAGUUUCAUCCUGCUGACACAUGCGUCAUUGAAAUGGAACCAACUGAGGAUGAGGUAACUAUGCACAACAUUCAGCCGGUUUCAGAUCACAACCUUCACCCAGUGAAUGGAACAGCCAAGGAAAGCUACUUGGCGAGCAUGUUGAGGCAAGAACUCGGGCAGCAUAAUAACCAAAAUGUUAUCCAUAUAGAUCCUAAUGCUGAUGAAGAUUGUAGAAACCGACCACCAGAGAACCAACCUCAAGGUAUUCCUCAUGGAGGUAGUAUUUGGAUUCCAGCGCGUUGGUGGUAUCGUCAUGGAGGUAGGAUUUGGAUUCCUGGUUGGUGGGAUUGCGUAUAUAAUACUUGCAGCUUGGACCAAUUUCUGAAUGGGCUGUUCCAAAUUUUUCGUUUCCGACCACUCCUGCAGCUUUUGGAAGAACUAGCAGGGAGAUUCCCCGAGUCAUAUAUGCAUCUGUUGGUUGCAGUCCGUCUUUGCAUGGAAGGACGCUCUACAGUAGCAAAAAUCCACCUGUUGCCAUAUGUUCGUGAUAUGGAGGGCAGUGAGGGAGAGAGGGUAAUGCCUCACAUUGAGCGGCAACUUUGUCACAGGAUCAUCAGACGCUGUGAAGGAUGUCACGACAGUCCUGCAAGUCAACUUGUACUGUAUAAUAUCUAUUUGAGCAUAUUUAAUCUUUCAACAGGUUUCCAAGAAGCUUUCAGGUCCUACUUUAUUCGACAUGGAGAAUGCCGUCGGGAAGGGUGUGGCGGUCGAACAAUCAGCAAUGUUAUAUUUGAAUCAGGAACUCCCCCAUUGAUCCUGGCAGUGAACUUGAUCCCUCUACAUCGUCACAUACCAAACAGUCAAAGUGUCAAUGAUAGUGAGAUUGUAGAGCUGUUUGGAGAGAGGUAUAUGAUGUUCCUCUUCACAUUUUUUCGACCUGGAAAAGAGGAUCUUCACAUACAAGGGCACUAUAUGUCCCGUGUCUUCAUACCAGAAGGUAGAACAGACUGCGUAGGCAGACCAGCAGGAAGAUGGUACGACUACCCGAACAAUCAAUAUGGCGAUCUCGACCCCUGUAAAACAGACCAAAGGGAUCCUCCUGGAACAUUCCCAAGUUAUGUCUACUUCAUUAGACUUCCUGCUCCCUCUGAAGCUGCCCCUUGUACUGUCCAGGGGGAGGAGGAGAGCCCACACAGUGAGGACAAUGAAGAUGAUGGCUAGUAGACUAGCAUUGUUAACUGUUCUGUCUACAGUAAGGUGUAUAGCUUUACAUAUAACCAAGACAUGUUUUCCUCAAUGAGACUGAAGGAAGAGCCCCUUAAAAUUCUGCAAUUGUGUUUUUCUGUGGAAUUUGAUGGGCUGUUUGAACUCUUAAUGUUUGUGUGAUAAUCCUAGGCCAGAAUGACCUGAUGUUGACUGAUUCAUUAAUUACAGUCGAUAAAUUAUAGACCCAUGAUUAAUUGGAUAAUGACCUGGACCAAGUUGCUCAAAGUUUGAUCAACUAAGAAAUAUUAUAAAUAAUGAAAUUGUUUUGGUUAACUAUUAUGAAGCUAACCAUGCUUUGAAAACUUAGUCCUGAAUGUUUCCAUCUUCCUAAUUCUAGGUGCUAAUUCUACACUUUACCAUUUUUUGUGUAAGUAUAUUGAUAAUACUUAAGCAACAAGACCUUGAACAAAAAUAUUUGUCGGUAGUACAAACCACAAAAUAAAUAUAAAUUUCUGGUUGUUGUAGAGGUCGCAGGAUCACAAUUCAGAUGUUGGGUCAAGGUCAAGGUCACUGUAACUAUCAGCGCUCUAGCGGCUUCAUUCCUUGAGGGAUUUUUUAACACCAAAGGGCACCAUAUAAUUUCGAUUUUGGUUCCGGUCAUGUGUCGAAUAUUCCUGAUAACUCUCAUAUGCAUGGACAUUUUUAUGUACCUGCAUUCAUUCACUUCUGAUCUUUACUCGUGUGUCUUAAUUGAUCAAUUUCAUGAUAUAUUUAAUUAUGAGAAUACCUUGAACGAGUUCGUGUUUAAGGUACCAAGAUUAAGAUAGUUUUUACUAUAAAAUGAAUAUAGAAUUUUUAUUCAUCAAAUCAUUUCUGCAGUGAUUUUGAUCAGACUUGGUAAUAACCUAACAUAAAAGUACCUUGUACAAGAAUUUGUGUUACUGUCAUGGUCACAUUUUUAACUGUGUUCUAAACUCACUUGAAGGAAGUUUUAAUGUCAAUUUAAAAUUUGUAUGCCCCCGCCAUAAAAUGGGGGGGAGGGGGGGCAUAAAGUGUUGUCCAUGUCCGUCCAAUGACAUAUCAUGGUAAACUGACAUGGUAAACUGACAUAUCAUGGUAAACUGACAUUUGGUAAAAUGACAUAUCAUGGUAAACUGACAUAUGGUAAACUGACAUAUCAUGGUAAACUGUCAUGGUAAACUGACAUAUCAUGGUAAACUGACAUAUGGUAAACUGACAUAUCAUGGUAAACUGACAUAUGGUAAACUGACAUAUCAUGGUAAACUGACAUAUCAUGGUAAAAUGACAUAUCAUGGUAAACUGACAUGGUAAACUGACAUAUCAUGGUAAACUGACAUUUGGUAAAAUGACAUAUCAUGGUAAAC
Messenger RNA from Mizuhopecten yessoensis (Yesso scallop), 2920 nucleotides. RefSeq lists its product as uncharacterized. The record is from RefSeq and is a predicted model, not a curated record. Lineage: Eukaryota; Metazoa; Mollusca; Bivalvia; Pectinida; Pectinidae. The transcript is spliced from 6 exons. Bases 156 to 1550 code for a protein of 464 amino acids.